Molecule: messenger RNA, 2486 nt
Organism: Oryzias melastigma (Indian medaka)
Lineage: Eukaryota; Metazoa; Chordata; Actinopteri; Beloniformes; Adrianichthyidae
Gene: sgk2a
Product: serum/glucocorticoid regulated kinase 2a
Exons: 13
Coding region: 222-1307 (361 amino acids)
Biological process (GO): protein phosphorylation
Molecular function (GO): ATP binding; protein serine/threonine kinase activity
Source: RefSeq, a predicted model, not a curated record
GAGCUCGGCAACUUUUUAUCACUGACUGACUCCCUCCCAUCUUGGAUGAGACCGUCCUUCAUGACGUUUGUUUUUUUAAAAACAGGACGCCUCGGGUCUGCUGUGAGUCUCCUCAGAGCCUUUAACCGAGCAGGCUGUCAGCAGACGGAUCUUCUCUGCACUCAAACUGGUCCAACACUGAUGCUCCAGGUGAACCUUCAGGUGUAUUGAUCAUAUCAACCAUGGCACACAGUAAUCUGCGAUCAGCGACAUCCUCUGCUCUUGAUGAUGUCAACCUGGGACCUUCAGCAAACCCACAUGCCAGACCGACUGACUUUGACUUUUUGGCUGUCAUUGGAAAAGGGACCUUUGGAAAGGUCCUGCUAGCCAAGCUGAAAGCUGAUAACAAGUUCUACGCUGUCAAAGUUCUGCAGAAGAAAAUCAUCCUGAAGAAGAAAGAGCAAAAGAACAUCAUGGCUGAGAGAAACGUUCUGCUGAAGAGUCUGAAACAUCCGUUUCUGGUUCGGCUCCACUACUCCUUUCAGACUUCAGAGAAACUUUACUUUGUUCUCGACUAUGUCAACGGUGGAGAGUUGUUCUUCCACCUGCAGAGAGAAAGGUGUUUCUCUGAGCCCAGAGCGCGGUUCUAUGCAGCUGAAGUCGCGAGCGCGAUCGGCUACCUUCACUCUCUGAACAUUGUCUACAGGGAUCUGAAGCCAGAAAAUAUUCUUUUAGAUUCUCAGGGUCAUGUGGUGCUGACGGAUUUUGGACUCUGCAAAGAAGGCGUGGAACCCGAAGGAACAACCACAACUUUCUGUGGCACCCCAGAGUAUCUGGCACCAGAGGUUCUUCGUAAGGAACCAUAUGACAGGACGGUGGACUGGUGGUGUCUGGGAGCAGUUCUUUAUGAGAUGGUCUAUAGUCUGCCUCCCUUCUACAGCCGUGACGUUGGUGAAAUGUAUGACGGCAUCCUCCACAAGCCGCUAUUUCUGCCUCCGGGAAAGUCAGAGGCCAUCCGCUCUCUGCUCGUGGGUCUGCUGCAGAAAGACCCACACAGACGUCUCGGGUCCAUCGCUGAUUUUCUGGAAAUAAAGAAUCACACUUUUUUUUCUCCAAUCAACUGGGAUGACCUUUACCACAAGAGAAUUACUCCUCCUUACAACCCCAAUGUGCGAGGCCCUGCAGACACACAGAACAUUGAUCCCGAGUUCACCAGGGAAAUGGUUCCCAACUCAGUCAGUCAGACCCCAGACCUCACCGCCAGCUGCAGCUCCAGCAACGCCUUCAAUGGUUUCUCCUUUGUUGCUACGGAAGACAGCUUUCUGUGAGGCGCCGAGUCCCUGACUAUUAUCUCAUGCUAACGUGAAGCUUAUGUUGAAGUAGGGAGUCGUCAAUCCCUGGAGUUUGGACAAAUACUGCAGCUCCUCGUGACUCUGCCAGCAUCCCUCAGGGCGUGAAGCAGAGCAGGAGAAGGAGGGUGAUGGAGACAUUUAUAGUUAAGCACAUUGUGACCUGAUGUGACCUCUUCUUUUAGGACAUUUAGAUAAAAACAAAGUCGGCUAUUAAAGCAGAAUAUUGAAACUCCUUAUUAGGUUUAUUUUAUUUUAUUGUAGAAUUUUCUUAAAGACUUUAAAAUGUAAAAAAUGUAUUUCAAACAAUCUAUUUUGUCUAAUUGGUUAAUGCAUAUUAUAAUCUAGCUGUUCUAUUCAUUAUUGCUAGUCUGAACUAGAUUUGCAAAAGUCUCUAUGACCUUUUAUACACUCACUUUAUUUGAAAAAUAUAUUUAAAAGAAACAACAAAAUAGGAAAACAUGAUCUUCUUUACUAAAUUUAAAUGUGAGCAUUAUUCUACAUUUACUUUUAACUAUAUGACUUAUAGAAAAACAUCAGGAAAUCCAAAUUAGAUGCUCAUAUAUAACCACAAAUAAAAAACUAUCAACGUAAUAUAAAAUGUCAAAGGGGCAAAAUCAUAAAAGGCAGCAAUAGCUUAAGCUUUGCCUUUUACCCUUUUGGUUAUCCCAGAUAUUCUAUUGAAGAUGGCUUCGUUCACACUCAACUCUCAGGAGGUGCUAAAAGUAACUGUAAUCAAAAGUUAUCUAGAAGUCGUGUCGCAGUGGUUACUGCUUAUCACUAAAGUGGACUUUUGUUUGUUUUAGAAAUGUUUGAUGCUUUUUUUGUAUAUGCCAUGAUGUUAAAAUAAAAAAUACCCCAUGUACAGUUUCAGCCGGGACAUAUAUUUCUAUUAUAUAUUCUGUUUUAAUAAAUAAAAUACCAAAAGUUUCUGUUAAUAGAUGACUGUAAACAAGUAGAUUUGUUUGUUAUGUUGAGGAACAGUGUUGAAAUGAAGAAACUGUAUCUGACGAGUGAAUGUACAGGAAAUGACAAGUUGAUGUGUUUUGCUAAUAUGAUAACAUCAGUUGGAAAUGGAGUUAGAAAAUGGAUAUUGUAUCUUUUUGAAUUUUUUUUUUAAUUGCAAUUUUCCUAAAUAAAUGUGAAGUGAAAUUUUGA